Molecule: messenger RNA, 354 nt
Organism: Perkinsus marinus ATCC 50983
Lineage: Eukaryota; Perkinsozoa; Perkinsida; Perkinsidae
Exons: 3
Coding region: 1-354 (117 amino acids)
Source: RefSeq, a predicted model, not a curated record
AUGGAAGCCAUCAGGAAUUUGAAGCAAACGGGAAAAGACGCUGUUCAAUUCUUCUUCCGUGAGGGUUCUUUUGCUUUCCGAACUUCUCUCGUAGGUGAUUACGCCAACAUAGACGUGGAGGUCCUACGGAGCAUGGACCCUAACGAGUUCUGGCUCCUGCAUCGAGAUGUGAGCACGCUCGCCACGUUCAUGUCCAUCCUCUGCACUGUGCCGGCGAGCACCUCGGCAGCUGCUGCGCUCUUUGACAAAAUACCGAGAAGCAUGCGAGUUACUGCCGCCUGUACGAGGAUCGCACGCUACUUCUCUUUCAGGCCGGAUAUCAACCCGUUCCUUCGCCGUGGUGUGAUGCGCUAG